AUGAACCCUAAAACCCCACAGGCUCUGCCGGAGUACCACCGAAUGCUGCGCACAGUGGCCAAGCAGUACUGCCACAUGCGCACCGUGCUGCGACAGCUGGGAGUCAUCGCAGCCCCCCUCAAGACCGCAUCCCGGGAGUGGUUCUGCUAUGCCGAGUUCCGAUGGGCUGUCUCUAUGGUGAUGAUGAGGCAGACGCAGGUGCCAGUGUCAGCAGAGGCACUAGAGGCAGCAGUGAAGAAGAACCCCAGUGCUGCCGCUGCUGGUGUUGCAGGCACCCCUGCUGAAGCUGCUGCCACUGCUGCUGCUACUGCCGCUGCUGAAGCUGCUGCUGCUGCUAGCUCUGCUGCUGCUGGUGAUGCUGUUGCUGGCGAUGCUGGUGGUGGUGAUGCUGCUGCUGGUAGUGCUGACGCUAGUGCUGUCCCUGCUGCUGACGCGUCAGCUGCAGCAGCAGCUGCUGCGCCUGUUCGUCAAGUUAUGGCGCUCAUCCCCUUUAUAGACAUGUUCAACCAUGAGGAGGGUCCUAUAACGAGUACGUUUGGCGGUGGGAGCAACGUGAUGGAGGUCACUGCCAAGCGCAACUUCAAGGCCGGCGAGCAGGUGUACCUGUCGUACGGCUAUCGCCCCAACACUAUCAUGCUGCUUUACUCGGGCUUCAUCCCUAGCUCCAACGACAGAGACCGCUUCCGCAUACCACUGGAGCUGUCACCCUCCGACCCACUCUACAAUAAGAAGCUGGCACUCCUCAAGUGGCUGGAGCUACCGCCCUCCACCCAUCUGGACCUCUUCUGGACUGGCAAGCCAUCUCCGGAGCUGGCCACAUGGCUUAGAGUGGCGACCACCACUGAUGAGGCGCAGAUCACAGAGGAUCUGCGAGGAGCCAUUGCUGCACGCGCCAAGGAGACAGCUGAACUACUGGAGGCACAUGGGAAGGAUAAAGCAACAACAAACGGCCAUGCUGAACCAACCAGCAAACCAGCCAGCAGUGCAGAUGUAACUCUGACCAAGGCUCAAGCCGACCUGCUCAGCAGUAUCUGCCAACGCAAGCUUCAGGAGCUUCAAGCAGGAGCCACAGCAGCAUCACCUGCACCUGCUGGUUUAGGCUUGGGUGGAGGCUUGGACGCUCGUUCGGCAGGAGCCAAGGCGUGUGAGAAGGAACUGCAGUUGGCUCGGCAGCUAAGGGAGGCGGAGGAAGGGGCUUUGAGCAAGGCACUGGAGAUGUGUGGUCUAGUGAGCGCUUAA
Closterium sp. Naga37s-1 is the source of this 1239-nucleotide messenger RNA. NCBI's taxonomy places the organism in Eukaryota, Viridiplantae, Streptophyta, Zygnematophyceae, Desmidiales, Closteriaceae. The record is from the annotation of a GenBank genome assembly.